Messenger RNA from Diaporthe citri, 900 nucleotides. RefSeq lists its product as uncharacterized. Lineage: Eukaryota; Fungi; Ascomycota; Sordariomycetes; Diaporthales; Diaporthaceae. The record is from RefSeq and is a predicted model, not a curated record. The transcript has a single exon. Bases 1 to 900 code for a protein of 299 amino acids.
AUGUCGGGCCCGCCUCUCGCGCUGCUCCCAGGCCGGAUGCCCCUCCGAAGCAUGGAGGAAGUCACAUUUGACGUGGCAGCAAACCUCCGCGACCUGGUGUACAGGGCGAAGAAAAUUAAUUGCAAAGGCACGAACUACGACACCAUAGUCACCGCAUACGACGUCAGUCAGCUUCUGAAAGCGGUGUUUGCUGGAGGAUGGAUCACUGGAGAGGAGCACCAAAUGUGUGACAAAGACAACAUCCAGCCCAACAUUAAUGAUGUUGCGGCACAAGUCGGCCUCUUCGUCAAGAACAUCGGGGCCACGUCGACCGGUGAAGUGAUCCCGCUUAAGACAACGGCCGUGGCUGGCCGCAAAGACCAAGCCGCCGCCAGAGCCACUUCCGGCACCAAGAAGAUCCGUCGGCACCCGGCCACCGCGCAUAAGAUCACGAAGACGGCGCUGGAGAGGACAACGGAGGCACACUCGAGUGCCCGCGAGGCCAAGAAGCCUGUCUACGUGUGCUGCAUGGAGGCAAUGGAAACAGGAGUGGCAACAUUUGCCUUCUACGACGAGGACCAUCGACUCCUUCCCAGACAAGUCCAGCAAUACGUCAAACUCGACGCCUCGACCGAGUCUCUCGCCAAGGCCAAGGGCCUUUCUAUGCAGCUCCACGACAAGUUCAAGAUGUCUCGGGGCCGUGAACACAACCUUCGUGCUGCGGUGUAUCUCGCCAGAAACCGGCUGACGCAUUGGGCCAACGGCAACGAUUCGGCCUCGCGCCCAGAGGGCGAGGACACCGACCUUUUCGUCCCGUACACCUUGAUGCGCAAUCUGAAGUACUCGGACAACGCUGUGAUGGACAUGUGCAGGGAGGUGAGGGUGCCUCUUCUGUGGGAGGACGUGGAGGAGCUGUUCUAG